Molecule: messenger RNA, 2139 nt
Organism: Zymoseptoria tritici IPO323
Lineage: Eukaryota; Fungi; Ascomycota; Dothideomycetes; Mycosphaerellales; Mycosphaerellaceae
Exons: 2
Coding region: 4-2139 (711 amino acids)
Biological process (GO): nucleoside triphosphate metabolic process
Molecular function (GO): nucleoside triphosphate diphosphatase activity; ribonucleoside triphosphate phosphatase activity
Source: RefSeq, a predicted model, not a curated record
AGAAUGUCCUCGCUUGACGAAAAAGAGCGCGCGGGCGCGCCACCUGGCACUUGCGACGCCCACUUUGACUCCGACUCCUCAUCGUCCUCUGCGGGUCAGGGACGAACGUCCACCGAUGUACGACAACGAGAUCAUGAAACGCUCACAGCAGAAGAAGAAGUCGAGCAGCUGUUAUCUGAGAAGUCGAGAGCUGCCACGGGCUUUUUCGGGAGGCUGUUUCAGCGCGCGGAUGCGCCGACCGAUGAUGUUAGGAAUCUCAAGAGAGUGCGCCGGAGGGGAAAGAAAAGGCGAAGACGUGAAAGGCAGGGAGAGGAAGAUCGAUUGAUUUACAAUGUCGAGGAGGGAGGCCCCACGAGUGAUGUGACGAGCAGCGCGAGCUCCAGUGAAGUGGAUAUGGGGAGCAAAUCUAUGGGCGGGAAGCGGAAGUAUGCUGCGGUCUUGCUGGUGCUGAACGCGGUCGUUGCGUUGAUAAUCGGCGGAUACUUUGCGUAUCGACGGCCUACACAUCGAAUCGCCGAGUCACCAGCGUCGACUUACACAGCGCCGACACUUUCCAACGGCACCCAUGACUUUGCGCCGACCACGAUCUUGAUCAGUCUGGACGGGUUUCGGGCGGACUUUGUGCAUCGUGGCAUUACACCUGCGUUGUCCCAGUUGAUCCUCCAGGGCAUAUCGCCAAAAUACAUGAUGCCUUCUUUUCCGAGCUUGACCUUUCCCAAUCACUUCACACUAGUCACUGGACUGCAUCCCGAGUCACACGGAAUCGUUGCCAAUACGUUCCGGGAUCCGAGUCUGGAGAAGUCAUUCUACUAUACCGAUCCUGCCCGAAGCAUGCAGGAAGAGUGGUGGAACGCCGAACCGCUAUGGGAGGCUGCGGAGCUUCAGGGCGUGCGUUCCGCCAUCCACAUGUGGCCUGGAAGCGAAGCGCCUAUUGGCAAGCUUCCUCCGACAUAUGUUGACAAAUUCAAUGGCAAGGAGUUGCUCGAUAAAAAAGUGGACCGCAUAUUGGGUCUGCUGGACAUUCCCGGCCCGAACGAUUCAAACGCAUCCGAGGAGACGCCUCGUCCACAGCUCAUUGCAGCGUAUGUCCCAAACGUAGAUGCCGAUGGACACCAAUACGGACCGAAUUCGACCUACAUCCGAAGCACAAUCGCAGAGGUUGAUGGCAUGGUGCACAAGCUGCUCAGCGGACUUGAUUCGAGAAACCUGACGGAGGUGGUGAACAUCAUCAUCGUUUCGGAUCAUGGCAUGGCGACGACGUCCAACAGUCGCAUGGUUCAGCUGGAAGACCUCGUUGAUCGAGCCCUGAUCGAGUAUACUGACGGCUGGCCACUGUACGGCUUGCGACCAUUCAACACCUCGGACGAAUAUCUUUACGAGCUGUACAAUGGACUUGUGCAAAAGUCACAGCUUGAACAGUAUCAGGACGCAUUUGAUGUCUACCUCCGCGACAAAAAUAUGCCUGAGCGCUACCACUUCGCGCAUAAUGACCGCAUUGCUCCCGUCUGGAUUGUUCCGCGAGCAGGAUGGGCGAUCGUCAGCAAAGACGAAUUUGACGUUCAGGCUGCGACUGCCAACAACGAGGUCUACCACCCUCGAGGUCUGCAUGGGUACGACAACGAGCAUCCCUUGAUGCGCGCCAUAUUCAUUGCCCGCGGUCCUGCGUUUUCCAACUCGGCCGGGAAUCUCGUUGCGCCGUUUCAGAAUACCGAGGUCUACGGGAUCGUUUGCGACUCGCUUGGCAUACGGACGAGGCCGAACAAUGGCACGAUUCGCUUGCCUUUCGAGGCUAUUGGGCAGCAUAGCGAGGCCGAUGUUGUGGAGUUCCCUCACGAUCCGGAUGAUCACAAGGACAACGCUCAGAUCUUGCCACCGGAUCUGCCAGGACUGGAGCUGCUUCCACCCGCUGAGACCAAUGGGUCGGGCGGUUCCGGUUCAGUGGAGGCACCUGCUCAUGUGGCGUCUGAGAGUCACAUCGCCGAGCCGGCUCCUGAGAUACCGGUACCCAGACCGGAAAUAGAGAAGCCAAAGAAGGACAGCAGUUCGUGGCUGGAUUGGGUUAAUGAGAAGGUGGAUCAGGUGAAGCACUGGGCUACGGACGUGUUUGGCACGCACAAGACAGUUGAAGAAGAUGCGUGA